UUUUGUGACGACAUUUCUGACGAAUUCGCCGCCCUUCUGCAGGGGGUGCUGGUGGUAGCGCCGCGUAAAGGGCACGUGAGUCAAGAGAGCAGCAGUCAGUUUCUUCCCGGGGCUCAAGCUGAAGCAAAAUAUGGCAAAGAGAUGUUGGAGAUCAUUGAAUGCUUCACGAAUUCCAGAGUCGAUCUCCCGGUGAGAAAGCUUGAGGAUCUGAGCCGAGCUCGCAUGAAAUGCGCUCGACAUCUUCGAAAAAUGGACUUCAAGAAGGAGGAGUAUGUGAAUCUGUGGAAACUAUGCAAUAUCUACUCGGCAACGGCUGUGGAUGUCGAUGAUGCGAUGCGAGAGAUCCGAAAUGCUCUUCGGAAACGCUUGAAGACGAAAGAAACGUCGCGAGACGUGUCAGCCUUUCGCCGCCUUAUUGACGAGUAUCGUCCAACGAAGAAAUCCGUCGUUACCGAUCAUCACCAAGAAAUCUACGACAAGCCUACAAGCAAGGAGAAACAACGAUGGCUGGAACUGAGUAUGUUUGGUCGAAAAAAGGAGGAGAAAAAGGACCAGUCCAAUGACGACUACUCACGAAAAUCCAAGACGACACCAAGGCUCACACAUCCCGAUCGGAACAAUACUGUUAACAUUACAGUUCCACCAGUUGACUUGCAGCCAAAACCGAUUCUCCCACCUCCACCAAUUCUGAAUCGCGAGAACGGUUCUAUUCUAAAUGACAUCCAGGCUGGCCCACCACCACCUGUCACACUCCAUACACCAGCACCACCGCCUUAUCCCCCUCCUACUCUAAAUCCCAUAAUUAAACAGAAUGGAAUUAUGAAUGACUCAAUGUCUCCAAAAAGUGAGCGACUCGACGAGAAAACUUCGCAACCUUCCAAUGAGAACAAAUUGACGGCUACGGAGAAGUCAAGCCUCGAGCAGAACAUGCAUGAUCCAACCGGGUCGUCAUCAGUUUUCGAAGUUUCGGAAUUUCUGAAGCAGCUGACAGAAUCUCAAGCGAUGAACAGUUGCAGCGACAAGCCCGUUGCUACCCAACAUGAAGCUACUGCUCCUAAACAAAUCUCCCCAGGAACCAUGUAUAAACCUAUCGCUCCACCGAGACCAAACGCGCAAAGUGCGAAAACACCCACAGUAGCCAAGAAGAAUAGGACAAAUGCAGGCCCCACGCCAGAUGCAAGUGAACUAGGAUCGCAGAGCACAACUUCGACAAUGCAGUCACACACAAGAAUCGAAAUCCUGCCAAGCUAUGAGGAGUCUUUCGAUCAUGCUCAACGAGCAGGCUAUGAGUGUAUGACACUCGAUCGGCGUGGAAUCUUUGCGAAGAGGCACUCGAUCAAAAUCGACACCAACUCCAUACAGGACCUUGGAACUCAAAGGUUCGACGGUCCGUAUCUUCUCAGUGUUCCGGGCAGUGACUACUCUAUUGUUGUCAAUAACCUCUGA
Molecule: messenger RNA, 1446 nt
Organism: Haemonchus placei
Lineage: Eukaryota; Metazoa; Nematoda; Chromadorea; Rhabditida; Trichostrongylidae
Source: the annotation of a GenBank genome assembly